Mangifera indica (mango) is the source of this 634-nucleotide messenger RNA. Its product is annotated as histone H2B. Gene Ontology annotation, molecular function: DNA binding; protein heterodimerization activity; structural constituent of chromatin. The coding region runs from base 99 to 518 and encodes 139 amino acids. Gene Ontology annotation, biological process: nucleosome assembly. Gene Ontology annotation, cellular component: nucleosome. The record is from RefSeq and is a predicted model, not a curated record. The transcript has a single exon. Lineage: Eukaryota; Viridiplantae; Streptophyta; Magnoliopsida; Sapindales; Anacardiaceae.
CAACAACGUCCUUUCCUCAUCAAACUCCUUAAUUCAUUCUCAACGAUCUCGUUCAAAGCCUCUCUCCAGAUCUUCUUCCAUCCCCGAUUAUCUUAGCAAUGGCGCCGAAGGCCGAGAAGAAACCCGCCGAGAAAAAGCCCGUCGCCGAGAAGGCCCCAGCCGCCGCCGAAAAGAGGCCGAAAGCCGAGAAGAAAAUCGCCAAAGAGAGUGGCGAUAAAAAGAAGAAGAGGACCAAGAAGAGCACCGAGACCUACAAGAUCUACAUUUUCAAGGUGCUCAAACAGGUUCAUCCUGAUAUCGGAAUCUCAAGCAAGGCCAUGGGUAUUAUGAACAGUUUUAUCAACGAUAUAUUCGAGAAAUUGGCGCAAGAAGCGUCUCGUCUCGCGAGAUACAACAAGAAACCCACCAUUACAUCUCGGGAGAUCCAGACGGCCGUGAGAUUGGUCUUGCCUGGUGAGCUGGCCAAGCACGCCGUCUCAGAGGGCACCAAGGCCGUGACGAAGUUUACAAGUUCUUAAUCUUGUUUAGUUCGAUGGGUGUUUCAUUUUCUUAGAUCAGAUCUUGUUUUGGCCAUUGAUGCAAACUUUUAAUGCUUUUUAAUGCACAGAUUAAUGAAAAUUUCGAUUUCCCCAAA